UCCAGGUCCCUGAUGCGAGCCUUGGCAUCCUGCACGGCUGCUUCCCCGCGCCUCUCUGCUUCGGUUACCUGGCCCUCAAGACAUGAAGAUUGCUUCGUUCAACGUCCAGAGGUUUGGGCUGACGAAAGUCUCAGAUCUAGAUGUUCUUUCAGUUCUGGUUAAGAUUGUGUCUCGAUACGAUAUCAUUUUGAUUCUGGAGGUGGUGGAUGUGAGCGGCAAUGCUGUCAAAGUGUUCUUGGAAGAACUGAACAGAGCCAACACAACCCAUCACUACACUCUGCAGCUCAGUGUCCGACUGGGAAGGAACAGAUACAAGGAGCAGUUUCUGUUUCUCUACAGGGAUGACGUGGUCAACCUGAUUGACUGCUAUCAAUAUGAAGACAACCAGGUGGAAGACAUGGAUGCUUUCGCAAGAGAGCCAUAUAUUCUGCACUUCAAACCGCACAAUACCGUGCUGAAGGACAUUGUGCUCAUCCCGGUCCACACCAGACCGUCGGACUCAGAGAAAGAGCUGGAUGAGCUGUAUGAGGUCUUCCUGGCUGUCAGAGACAAAUGGAAAACUGAUAACAUAAUGAUCCUGGGUGACUUCAACGCAGAUGGUGCAUACGUUACAAACAAAGAAAUGAAGGAGAUCCGUAUUCGCAGCAACAAGAAUUUCCACUGGCUGAUUGGUGAUGACGUCGACACCACUGCGAAAACAACAAAUGAGCACACCUAUGACAGGAUUGUCGUGUAUGGAGAAGACAUGCUGGCAGCCAUCGUGCCAAACUCAGCCAAACCAUUCAAUUUUCACCAAGAGUUUGAUAUGACAGAAGAAAUGGCCCUGAGAGUGAGCGACCACUACCCUGUUGAGGUAGAAUUGCGUAGCUCCCCUCCUCUCUGGAUGAGAAAGAGCUACCAAAGCAGUGUUGAUGCACCGCAAGCAUCUGUGAGCAGAGCUGUCACAGAGAAUCUGCAGGUUGAUGUGUUGAAACUGCAGAAGGAAAACCUCCUGCUGGAGCGAGAAAAACUUGAACUUCAGAUCGCCUUAUUGAAACAACGGCUUGUCAAACCCCAUUAGAAAAAAGAAGAUCAGACAUUUUCUUUCUAAGCUGUUUUUUUCUUUCCAUUUCAUCACUUUUGUUUGAUGUACAGUUUAUAUUAAAAGACAAAUA
Thunnus maccoyii (southern bluefin tuna) is the source of this 1154-nucleotide messenger RNA. Its product is annotated as deoxyribonuclease-1-like. The record is from RefSeq and is a predicted model, not a curated record. NCBI's taxonomy places the organism in Eukaryota, Metazoa, Chordata, Actinopteri, Scombriformes, Scombridae. Gene Ontology annotation, cellular component: nucleus. Bases 83 to 1060 code for a protein of 325 amino acids. Gene Ontology annotation, biological process: DNA catabolic process. The transcript is spliced from 10 exons. Gene Ontology annotation, molecular function: DNA nuclease activity.